Trematomus bernacchii (emerald rockcod) is the source of this 999-nucleotide messenger RNA. It is a transcript of the gene six9, whose product is annotated as SIX homeobox 9. Gene Ontology annotation, molecular function: RNA polymerase II cis-regulatory region sequence-specific DNA binding; DNA-binding transcription factor activity, RNA polymerase II-specific. Gene Ontology annotation, biological process: regulation of transcription by RNA polymerase II. NCBI's taxonomy places the organism in Eukaryota, Metazoa, Chordata, Actinopteri, Perciformes, Nototheniidae. The transcript has 3 exons. Gene Ontology annotation, cellular component: transcription regulator complex; nucleus. The coding region runs from base 71 to 799 and encodes 242 amino acids. The record is from RefSeq and is a predicted model, not a curated record.
GGUUGUUAGAAGACAUCCUCACACAUCCUUUUGUUCUACUCACAGACUUUUGGGACCAGUUUCCACUGCAAUGAUUUUCACAGCAGAGCAGGUUGCAUGUGUGUGCGAGGUCCUCCUGCAGAGCGGUUGCAUGGAUCGUCUUGCUGGCUUUCUUCGUACUCUUCCUCCUCCUUCCCUCUCCUCCUCAUUCUCCUCCUUCUGCCCUGGGGAGCUGGAGAGUGUGCUGAAGGCUAAAGCUGCAGUGGCGUUUCACCAGGGCAGCUUCACUGACCUCUACACCCUGCUGGAGGGCUUCCCCUUUUCCCCAUGCAGCCACGCGCUCCUGCAGCAGCUCUGGCUCAGAGCCCACUACAUGGAGGCCGAGAGGCAGAGGGGCCGACCCCUGGGGGCAGUGGGGAAGUAUCGCGUCAGGAGGAAGUUCCCUCUACCACACACCAUCUGGGACGGAGAGGAGACCAGCUACUGUUUUAAGGAGAAAUCACGGGGUAUACUCCGUCAGUGGUACCGCUAUAAACCCUAUCCCUCUACCCGGGAGAAGCGGCAGCUGGCAGCGGCCACCGGCCUGACCACCACCCAGGUCAGCAACUGGUUCAAAAACCGCAGGCAGAGGGACCGGGCCCCGGACCUGCAGGGUUUUCAAAUAUCUUGCUCUGGAGGGACCUCAGGAGAAGGGGACCCUUCCUCUGACAACGACUGUUCACCUCCAGGGAGCCCACUACCCCUACACCAUCGCCCCCCUCCUCCUCCCCUCUCUCACCCACCACCUCCUCUACGUCACAUAUGUGGAGGCCUCCACUGAGUCUGCCAUUCAAGUGUUUCAUUUUUGUUUUUUUAUAACUAUAACUUAACAGUUUGCUUCGACUGAAAUGUAAAUUCUAUUUUCUGGUGUCCAUAAAACAAAUACUUAGCAAGUAAAGUUUGUUACCAAAACAUGACUUAGCAGACGUUAUUCUUUAACAUCAUAGAUGAAAGAUAAGAAGGGAUGCUACUGGAAAAAUG